AAUAGAGUUUGCGAAAUGAAAAUGUAGUUUCCGAAAAGAAUAAGAGUUAAGUGACAACAUAGGUAUACACCAUUAAGCUUCACUAAAUUUACAAUAUGUAAACUCCAGUUUAUGAUAUAAGCAACCAAGCUAAACUCUCAAAGUAAUCAGUUACAGGGUAAAUGGCUUCUGCAUUACCUCAACUCAUCCUCAUUUUCCUCAUAAUCAUUUCCAUCUUCUCAUCCCAAGUUUUUUCGAUAUCGAUGUCGGAAUGCCAGGUGGAAUCUAGUAUCAGCUGCAUUGACAAAAACCAGGCAUUGUCGCUUAAGAUCAUAGCAAUAUUCUCAAUUCUAGUAACCAGUGUAAUUGGUGUCACAUUACCACUUCUCACGCGUUCUAUUCCAGCUUUCAGUCCGGAAAGAAAUUUGUUUGUGAUCGUUAAGGCAUUUGCAGCUGGAAUCAUUCUUGCCACGGGGUUCAUGCACGUUUUGCCAGACUCAUUUGACAUGUUAAGCUCAAGUUGUUUAGCGGAAAAUCCAUGGCACAACUUUCCGUUUACUGGACUUGUUGCCAUGCUGUCCGCGGUAGUUACACUGAUGAUUGACUCGAUGGCCACAAGUUUUUAUAGCGCUAAAAGUAGUGCAGAUACUAAACCAGAGGAUCAAUUUGCAAGCAGAGAGAUGGGAACUACUGCUGGACAUUUUCAUGGACACCAUCAUGAAAAUUCACAGCUUAUACGUUACCGUGUGAUUGCCAUGGUGCUAGAGCUGGGGAUCGUGGUGCAUUCUGUAGUGAUCGGAAUUUCACUAGGAGCAUCAAACAAUACAUGCACAAUUAAGCCCCUUGUAGCUGCCCUCUGCUUCCAUCAAAUGUUUGAAGGAAUAGGCCUCGGUGGUUCCAUCCUCCAGGCAGAGUACAAGACUGUGAAGAAGACUGUGAUGGUGUUUUUCUUCUCGGUGACCAAUCCAUUUGGCAUUGCACUGGGAAUUGCAUUGUCGAAAAUGUACAAAGAAAACAGUCCUGCCUCAUUAAUCACCGUCGGGUUGUUGAAUGCAUCAUCAGCAGGGCUUUUGAUCUAUAUGGCAUUGGUGGAUCUGCUUGCUGCAGAUUUCAUGGGUCCGAAGUUACAAGGCAGCAUUAGACUACAGAUUAAAGCUUUUACCGCGGUUCUUUUAGGUGCUGGCGCAAUGUCUCUUCUGGCCAAAUGGACAUGAAUGUAAAUCAUCAUUAGCAUACAAAUUGUAGUCUAAUCAAUUCGCUGUUUUUGGUUUUAUUGAGCUAUGUUUAUGGGUGAAUCUGAGUAAAGGAUCUAAACCAAGUCAAAAUCUACUUUAGCUAACAACAAAUCUUG
Messenger RNA from Daucus carota subsp. sativus, 1330 nucleotides. RefSeq names its product probable zinc transporter 10. NCBI's taxonomy places the organism in Eukaryota, Viridiplantae, Streptophyta, Magnoliopsida, Apiales, Apiaceae. Gene Ontology annotation, biological process: zinc ion transmembrane transport. Gene Ontology annotation, molecular function: zinc ion transmembrane transporter activity. Gene Ontology annotation, cellular component: plasma membrane. The transcript has 3 exons. The record is from RefSeq and is a predicted model, not a curated record. Bases 162 to 1193 code for a protein of 343 amino acids.